Molecule: messenger RNA, 6396 nt
Organism: Aspergillus saccharolyticus JOP 1030-1
Lineage: Eukaryota; Fungi; Ascomycota; Eurotiomycetes; Eurotiales; Aspergillaceae
Gene: stt4
Product: 1-phosphatidylinositol 4-kinase STT4
Exons: 11
Coding region: 201-6131 (1976 amino acids)
Biological process (GO): phosphatidylinositol-mediated signaling; phosphatidylinositol phosphate biosynthetic process
Cellular component (GO): cytoplasm; plasma membrane
Molecular function (GO): 1-phosphatidylinositol 4-kinase activity
Source: RefSeq, a predicted model, not a curated record
AGAUAAGUUAAGUGCCAGCUACGCACCGCCUCUGCUACUUGAAUCCACAAGCUACGAAGUACACUGCGCCCCUUCUGCCGCUGUCCUGCCGCAAGGAAAAAGAAUCGAUAUACAACCAGUGUUCUGAGUAACUACUACAUCGAUACCUGAAUUUCUGCAUUGCCGCUGCUGGCAAAUGUUCUACGGGAGACGUCUGCAUAAUGAUCGAGCUCCCUUCAACUAUUCGACGAGCUGCGUUAGAAAGGCUUGCAACGCUAGCGGCGCAAGCGUCAGAACCCGAUGAGAGCUUGAUGAUUGAGCGCAUCACCCAGCCGUUGCAACAUGAUCUUCUAUCCGACAACACACUUGCUGGCCGACUGCCAGGCCAGAGUUCACCACGGAUUUCCAUGGGCACCAGAGAGUUGGAUGUGGUCAUAGCCCUGUGUAAAGCUUCGCCCGUAACCGCUACUCUGCAAAAUGCAUCGAAAAUAGCGGUACAAUUAUCGCACUAUCUACCAGAUUCGCACAGCCAGCUCUUCCGCCCCUCGCCUUUCUUAUAUAAUGUGAAACCAUCUCCGUGGGAGGUUCUUACUUACAAUCUUACAUUGGCUCUUCUUGCACUGGGUUCCAAACAUGCAGGGUUGCGUAGUAUCGUCUUUGGUGCCUGCAGCACAUACUUGCGAAGCUGCACCGAAGCAAUCAGUGCCGUGACACCUACACAAGGCUACGGAACGGAAGCAAUCGAACAUGUCAAUGGGCAUGGCUUGACUCGUAUCUUAUCAAUCACUAUGUCUCUCGUCGGCUUCAUGGAAGCAUUGGCAUGUUUCGCUUCGUUCUGGUCCACAGAUGAAAAGCUGUAUCUUGUCGAGAAACUACACUCGAUUCUCUCGGAACAGUACAUGAUAGCUGUGGAGACCGCUUCCUCAACAGUGCGCAAUUCGAGUAUGCCCGAUUCUUUGGCGGGUGAUUGGAAACGAUACGCUCAUCGCUAUUCUAGCGGUGGACGCCCUGUAAGCGCAAUGCUCUUACGGGAGGGCUUGGCACGCUUCAUCAAUUCGUGCGCCGUAUCUCUGAAUGGGAAAGAUGAUCUUCUAGAUGAAGAGCUUCUGAAGAAGCAUACCCUUCGCCGCCAGACCACCACGAUUCUUGAGGACGCAGAACUAGCCCUCGUUGAUAAGAUGACAACAAUCAUAGCCGAGGAGAUGCGCCUUCUUGAAGAAGGAUCUGAUUACUUGCAGCUAAGUUCUCAUUGGCAGCAGCGGCUUGCCUUCUCUACGAAGAGGCUCGCUCUUACCGGCUACCUUCAUUGUGUUGCGUUAAGCUCAGAUGCCACAAAUAGCGAAGAAUUCCUUUCGUGGCUAGAGGCAACGAUCGCAAACACGGAUCAGAUGUCAUAUCCCGAUUUAGCCACAGCUACUCUAAAAAGCAUAGCGGUUAUUUCUCGGUUGGCCCCUAGCAGCGCAUCUUUCGGCAGCCGUUCCCUUCUUAAAUUCAUCGUUGAUGGAAACGUGUCUACUCGUUCGACUGGCCUAGUUGCUGCCCAAUGCCUUGCGUAUGUUCUUGAUGUCCUUUCCCAGGAUACAGUCAUAACAACUCUUUAUUCGCUGGGAAACGGUCUGAGCCAUGGCCCUAGCUCAGGUAAGUUACAUCAGUUACAGCUUCUAGGUGAUGGAACAACUCAUGGGAGCACACUUGCGCUCGUAUCACGAGGGAUAAGUGACAUUGCUACUAUUUCCAUCUCUGAAGAGGGAGAAAACGAACAUUAUGGCAGGAUAAUACAAGCCAUUGUGACGAUCGCGGGUAACUCUGACGACGGAAAGAUAAGUGCUUUGGCACAGUCAAUGUUAUUACAGAAAAUAGGGAAGGUGAACGUCGCAGUUGAUGCUUGCAUCAUAAAAGAAACCGCUGCUUUAUCCUUGAGCACUGGGCCAGCUGAAUUCCAGCUACUUCUGAAAUUCUACGAUCGUGCGUACAGGGACAGUAUCACAAGAGGCUAUCAGAAAGUUGCGGAGGCUGUGAAAGGCGCCAUGGCGUUCAUUUCCGUCACGCUAAAGAAGAACUCCGCCUUGUACAGGAUCUAUCUCAUCCACCUGCUUGAGGGCAUGGUCAACAAAGGCGCUGCUACCGAUCUCGACCAUGACCGCCAAAAGGAGGUUCUACUGGCCCCUGACGAUAUCGUUCCUUUCUUGAAACCACUGGCGUUACUUGUAUCUUCGGGAUAUGAAUUGGCGAACCAAUCGGAAGCAGAUAUAUGCUACGAUCAGGAUGUGUCAGCUCUUUUCCGAGAUGCCUGGUUCAACAUUACAAUACACGGCAUAACGCUCAAUUCCCCUGUCACCCAACGUCAUCAUGAAGAAUUACGCUUACUUGCUAAGCACUCUCCAUCCCUUGUCUCCGAAGAUCGCAUGGACAUGCUGGAGAGCGAUGUCGAGCUGAAUACAAUUCUCAGGCGCGGUAUGAGUCAGCAGCGUAUUCUCGAACAAAAAAAGAAGCUAAUCGCUGAACUACCUGGCCGAGAGGCCGAGAUCAAACGCUUAAGUUAUCCGCGCGUGAUAUUCCUUAAUGCUACCUUGCUAAUUGAGAGUCUUCGGGCUUUGUCGGGAAAUUGCAAGGCAAUCCUCAGUUAUUUUCGAGAUCCGGUUUUAGCCACCGCUGAAAUGUCUACUUGCAUGAGUGCUAUCGCCGAGAAAGUUGUCUCUUGCCAUCUUUCGUUGACACUGGCUGGAAAGCUUGAGCAAUUUUCUGUACCUUUCUUGUCAAGAGAACUUGCUGGCUUUUUCGUUGCGUGCUGCCAUCGUGUGGAGCGAGUUCAAAACAUUGCUGUUCUCUGUGCAAACAGAAUACUGCGCGAGUGUCCUUCAGCUUUAUGUGCAAAGGACUCUCUCUUUGCUCUGCUUGAGCUCUUGACUGUUAUGUGGCAAUCUUGCCUCGAAGGCGAACUUGACGAGUACGAAUGGAAAUCAUCUUUCAUUUCCCCUUUUGGUCUUGUGCAAGUCGAGUUACCCGACAACUAUAGCUUCAGAGAGAGAACUUUAGAUGUGCUAUUAGAACGUGCCCGGGCGUGGGUAACGGCAGUGAUGAAUAUUUCACCUCUGGAUGUGAAAGGACUUCUGCAGGCGUAUCUCUCCAUAUCUGAUGACAAUAGCGGGGAUGGCCAGGUUUCCUUGGGCCGGUCUUUUGCCUUAGAAAUGGGUGCGCUGAUCCCAAGCAGCAAUCAACGUCUUGGCUCUAUUAAGGGGGGUAGUGUGGGCGGCGUGCUGAACAUAGCCUCCGGUUUCAUAUCCCAGCUAUCCACACGCGAGCGGCACAGAAUAUCGGAGACGCUAAUUGUGGACGGUGCUGUGCAGCAUUUGAGCAAAGCUUCUGACUUCAACGACAUGGCGCUGGAUUCCCCUUUACUAGGAACAGCCAGGACUGUGGAAGAUACUCUUUCCAAGCUCUGUUCACGAUUAAGGGCUGCAACAGACGUCCCUAUCACGCAGGUUCGGACCGUACUGCGACAGGCUGCUGCCCUUGUGAGUAACCAUGCUGCCAACCAAGCUUCUCUUGUCCGUUACCUGGUCACAGUGCCCUUCGAGCAAUUUUCGCAAGAGUCUAUUGACUUUGGAACGUCUCUUUGGCUGAGUGUCAUGCACGCAAAUCCAAGAAUGGGUAUUAGACUGUUGUCAGAGAUAAUGAGAGCAUGGGAAAGAACAAUUGACCGCAAAAGAAAUUUAUUCGAUCCAUCCUUCAGCUGCAAGGACCCAUUCUUCACAAAAAUUGAACUGUUGCCCACAGAUAGGACUCUCACUACACGGAAUCAGGAAAUGGCCCAAGAGAAGCUCAAACCACAUCUGCGAAUCCUUGAGUUCUUCGAAAGUCACUUCAACGCUACUCGGUUUGCGAACGCGCAGGCCCGACUUCUGUUCUGCCGCCUUGUUGACAUGACAUCGACGGGAUUGUUGCAAGCGAGUAGUCAUCCUCUCGCGCGGGAACUGUACUUCCGUGUCAUCUUGUUCAGUCUCAAAGUACUAAAUGACUGCAGCUCAUAUGAUAUGGCAUUCCAAUGGAAACUGAAGGACCAGAUUUUGUCAGCCGCUUUGACUUGGUUCAAGACUCCACCAAGAUGGUCUUUUGGAGGUAAUCGCCUUCAGAUGAAAGCCGAAGACAAGAUUCUGAAUGACGUUGUCUCUGCUCUUGGGGAUGUUUCUCUGAUCUCUCGCCGCCUGCAAGGAGCCUACAAAUCAUUGCAAUCAAAACAAGAUCUUCUUCAUAUCCUUAUAGAGACUGAGAGAUCGCGCCUCAGGGUGUGGCUUUACCCACUAGACUCCGAUCGCAAACAUGUUAGCACACAAUCGACAUCGUCUAAAAGUCUCAUUGAGGAAGCUACAGCCCUGUUACAGCUCGCUUGGGCUGAGAGCCCCGGUUUGGCAAUUCAGCUGUCAACCCGAUUUCCAUCGGCGAAGCUUAAGAGUGAUGUCCGCUGGCUGAUGCUAACUUUCCCCGAGAAGGCGAUUGAAGAGCCUGAAGGUUUGGAGCUGAUGUUUGGUGCCAAUCUUCCUACUGACGUCUCAAGUCAAUUGAAGUAUCUACUUUACUGGGCUUCUGUCAAUCCAACUGAGGCGUUGACGUACUUUUUGCCCGCUUAUGGAAACCAUGCGUUCAUACUACAGUAUGCCAUGAAAGCAUUGGAGAGCCAUCCAAUCGACGUCCGCUUCUACUUUGUCCCGCAAUUAGUCCAGGCUCUGAGAUACGAUUCUCUGGGCUAUGUCGAACGUUACAUAUUGGAGACAGCUAAGCUGUCUCAGUUGUUCGCUCACCAGGUCAUAUGGAAUAUGAAAGCGAAUUCAUAUAAGGAUGAGGACUCUCAAGUCCCCGAUCCGCUCAAGCCCACCUUGGACAAGUUCAUGGAUGCUUUGAUUGAAAGCUUCACAAACGAGGAACGUGAUUUCUACGAAAAGGAAUUCAACUUCUUCAACGAGAUUACUGGCGUCUCCGGGAAGCUCCGACCAUACAUUAAGCGAAGCAAGGCUGAGAAGAAAGAGAAGAUUGAAGAAGAGCUUCGCAAAAUCAAGGUAGAGGUAGGGGUAUACCUCCCAAGCAAUCCCGAGGGGGUUGUCAUCGGCAUCGAUCGCAAAUCUGGUAAACCCUUGCAGAGCCAUGCCAAAGCACCAUACAUGGCGACUUUUAGAAUUCAGAAGACGAGGACGCAAGCACAGGGUGUUCGCCAGGAACCACGCGCCCUAGUUAAAGGUCGCAAUGACUUCUCAGGUUCAUGUGGGACAUCGUCAAAUGACGAUUCGGAGACCUACGAAGUGUGGCAAUCAGCUAUUUUCAAGGUUGGCGAUGAUUGCCGUCAAGACAUGCUAGCCCUACAGAUGAUUGCUGCUUUCCGAAGUAUAUUUGCAGGCGUCGGCCUAGAUGUGUGGGUGUUUCCUUACCGAGUAACCUCCACGGCUCCUGGGUGCGGGGUUAUAGAUGUUCUUCCAAACUCGAUUUCGCGCGAUAUGCUUGGCCGUGAAGCUGUCAAUGGUCUAUAUGACUACUUCAUUUCUAAAUACGGUGGGGAGGAUUCAAUACGAUUCCAGGAGGCACGUACCAACUUCGUCAAGAGCAUGGCUGCUUACUCCGUUAUAUCAUAUCUGCUACAAUUCAAAGAUCGGCAUAAUGGCAAUAUCAUGAUCGACGAUGCAGGCCAUAUUAUACAUAUCGACUUCGGGUUCUGUUUUGAUAUCGCACCAGGAGGCGUGCGUUUCGAGCGCGCCCCGUUCAAACUGACGUCUGAGAUGGUUGCUGUGAUGAGUGGUAACAGUCACUCGCACAUACACCCCAUCAGCGGCUCUGGCGGUGGAAUCGGCAUGUCAGCAAGUGGCUCCCAUAGUCCGACUAGCACUCAACCCUACAUAUGGUUCGAAUCGCUGGUUGUGAAGGCUUUUCUUGCGUCAAGGCCGUACAGCGCCAAGCUUUCUCAUAUAGUGUCCUUAAUGCUUGAUAGCGGCUUGCCAUGCUUCAAACCCGACACACUGAGGAAUUUUCGAGACCGAUUUGUACUUGAGAAAAGUGAGAGGGAGGCGGCCGAGCAUAUGCGUGAGCUUGUACGCAAGUCGUACAUGAGCGUAUCAACGAAGGGAUACGACCAAUUCCAGUUGCUAACCAACGGUAUUCCGUACUGAGCCCAGGAUAGUUGGCUAAAACAUAAAGAUUCGAAUCCAACGACUCAGGGAGGUGCCAAUUGCAUUCUUGUUAAUGAUACAUUUAGGGAUAGAGUGGAAAUACAAGAAUUGAUUGAGGUUCAAGUGAAAGCUAAGAAGAGGAACUCACCUUAACGCUCGAUUGAAGAACUUUCGACAAAUUCAGACCAAUGCAGUCGGUCGAUGCACGCGAUAUUACCACCUACUCGUUGAUUUUAUGAUUGUUGUGAAAUACUGCUUAUCUAGU